This is a messenger RNA of Trichoderma reesei QM6a, 2169 nucleotides long. RefSeq lists its product as uncharacterized. Gene Ontology annotation, molecular function: ATP binding; RNA helicase activity; RNA binding. Gene Ontology annotation, biological process: mRNA splicing, via spliceosome. The transcript has a single exon. Lineage: Eukaryota; Fungi; Ascomycota; Sordariomycetes; Hypocreales; Hypocreaceae. The coding region runs from base 1 to 2169 and encodes 722 amino acids. Gene Ontology annotation, cellular component: catalytic step 2 spliceosome. The record is from RefSeq and is a predicted model, not a curated record.
AUGCCCCUCGACAUCGAGGAGAUACUGAGGAAAAAGAAGGCGGCCGAUGCUGCUGCAGCCAAACCCAGAUUCAUCCCCAAGGCGGAACGCGAACGACUAGCGGCCGAGAAGGCAAAGCAGGAAGAAGAAGAGAAGAAGCGCAAAGCGGCAGAAGAAGAGCAGAAGCGUCGACAGGAAGAAAGAAAAUGGGAAUCUCUCGCGAAUGGCUCGUCAACCCCCAACGGCAUCGCGCCUCCUACAGGCCCCAGGGCCAUGAACCCGCCCAACGCAGGCAGAGGCCGUGACGGGGGCCGUGACGGGCCCCGUGACGGCGGGCGAGAGGGAAAGAAAAACUCCAAGACGGACGGCGUCAAGCGCUCGGCGGCGGACAUUGAGGACUCGCUGCUGCGGUCGCGGUACCUGGGUCCCGAGGUCAACCAGCAGUCGACCUUUUCAGCCAAGAAGAAGCGCAUGCGGACGACGGAGAAGAAGUUCAACUUUGAGUGGGACGCGGACGAGGAUACAUCAAGAGACAACGACCCGUUGUAUGCGAGCCAGAGCGUCAACAGAGGCGGCUCCCUCGCCGGCCUCGGUGGCGAGUUCGACAAGGAGGCCGAGCAGCGGGCGCGCAAGCGAGCAAAGAUGAUUGAGGAGCGCGAUCCGGAACACGGCAGGGAGCGGGCGAUUGGCAUCAUGGAGGACUUUUACAGGGCGCGCGACAGGGCGAGGGAGAGGGCCGAGAGGACGGGCCUGGGGCGGCACUGGUCGGAGAAGGCGCUCAGCGAAAUGCGCGAGCGAGACUGGCGCAUCUUCAAGGAGGACUUUGGCAUCUCCACCAAGGGAGGCGCCAUCCCGAACCCCAUGCGCAACUGGGAAGAAUCCGGGCUGCCGCGGCGUCUCCUGGACAUUGUGGACCGCGUUGGCUACAAGGAACCCUCUGCUAUUCAGCGAGCAGCCAUCCCGAUUGCCUUGCAAGCCCGCGAUCUUAUUGGCGUUGCCGUCACUGGUUCCGGUAAAACUGCCGCUUUCCUACUGCCGCUGCUGGUGUACAUAUCCGACUUGCCGCCUCUGACGGAGGCCAACAAGAACGACGGCCCGUACGCGCUCAUCAUCGCGCCGACCCGCGAGCUGGUGCAGCAGAUCGAGACGGAGGCGAAGAAGUUUGCCGAGCCGCUGGGCUUCAGGUGCGUCAGCAUCGUCGGCGGACACUCGCUGGAGGAGCAGGCCUUUGCGCUGCGCAACGGCGCCGAGAUCAUCGUGGCGACGCCGGGUCGUCUGGUGGACUGCAUCGAGCGGAGGCUGCUCGUCCUGGUCCAGUGCUGCUACAUCAUCAUGGACGAAGCCGAUCGCAUGAUCGACCUGGGCUUCGAGGACUCGGUCAACAAGAUCCUCGACGCGCUGCCCGUGUCCAACGAGAAGCCGGACACGGACGACGCCGAGAACGCGCAGCUCAUGAAGCGCUACGUGGGAGGCAAGGACCGCUACCGCCAGACCAUGAUGUACACGGCCACGAUGCCGCCUCAAGUCGAGAAGAUUGCAAAGAAGUACCUGCGCCGCCCGGCCAUUGUGACCAUUGGCAACGCCGGCGAGGCCGUCGACACGGUCGAGCAGCGCGUCGAGUUCGUCGCCGGCGAGGACCGCCGCAAGAAGCGCCUGCAGGAGAUUUUGUCGUCGGGCCAGUUCGCGCCGCCCAUCAUCGUCUUCGUCAACAUCAAGCGCAACUGCGACGCCGUCGCCCGCGACAUCAAGGCCAUGGGCUGGUCCGUCGUCACCCUGCACGGCUCCAAGACGCAGGAGCAGCGAGAGGCCGCCCUCGCGUCGGUGCGCUCCGGCCAGACGCAGGUUCUUGUCGCCACUGACCUCGCCGGUCGAGGUAUCGACGUGCCCGACGUCUCCCUCGUCAUCAACUUCAACAUGGCGACCAACAUUGAGAGCUACACGCAUCGUAUUGGUCGUACGGGUCGUGCUGGGAAGAGCGGUGUCGCAAUUACCUUUUUGGGCAACGAGGAUGCGGAUGUGUUGUAUGAUCUCAAGCAGAUGCUGAGCAAGAGCUCCAUCUCAAAGGUGCCGGACGAGCUGAAGAGGCACGAGGCGGCGCAGUCGAGGCCCGUUCGUGGAGGGGCGAGUAGGAGGGAUGAGGCGGCUGCUGCCGAGGGCGGUAAAGGGGGAGGAGGCAAAGGAAACUGGUAA